Rhagoletis zephyria (snowberry fruit fly) is the source of this 1117-nucleotide messenger RNA. RefSeq lists its product as uncharacterized. The record is from RefSeq and is a predicted model, not a curated record. NCBI's taxonomy places the organism in Eukaryota, Metazoa, Arthropoda, Insecta, Diptera, Tephritidae. Gene Ontology annotation, molecular function: zinc ion binding; nucleic acid binding.
AUGACCAUUAAAGUGAGGCACUGACAUGGAGUUGAGGUGUGGAAAAUGUAAAAGUGGCUCGCGGGAGGCCACUAUCCCGUGUAAUGGUGUUUGUGGAGGUGUGUUUCACGUUAAAUGUGUUGGCUUCUCCAAGUAUGAGACGGAUGCCUUGUUGAAGCAUUCGAACUUGAAGUUUUUAUGUGAUACAUGCAUUGACUAUAUCAAAGGUGCACAUAAUAGUUACAAAGAGUUAAUUGAGUUGAUUAAAGAAAAUGGAAAAAAAUGUGAAAAUAUCGUUGAAGAAAAAAUAAGUAAAGUGAACGAAACUGUAAAGCAAAUUAAAAAGAUAAUCACAGACAAAAAUAAAGAGAGCCAGGUCGAAGUAAGAGCGACCUACGCAGACAAACUAAAAGGUGGAGCGGCGGGAAAAGCACCUGUCAUAUUGAAGCCUAAAACAAAUCAAGAAAGUGAAGUAACGAAAAAAGAAGUAAAAACAAUAAUUCAGCCAUCAAAAUUGAGUGUUGGAGUGAUGGCAAUACGUUGCGAUAGCGAUGAAGCAAGAAAAAUAUUAGUUAACGACAUUAAAGAAAAAGUGAGCGAAAAAUAUGAUAUCCAAUUACCAACUAUGAGAAAACCAAAAAUUUUAAUAAGUGGUCUGAGUGAAGUGCUAGAUGGAGAGGUAAUCAUAAACGCCAUAAAAAGCCAAAACAAUUUGAAGGAUAGCUAUAUGAAGUGCUUAAAAGUACAUAAAUCACCCAAAAAUCCAGCGGUGCACAAUGCAUUGCUGGAAAUCGGCGGAAAAGGUUUCGAAAAAGUUAUGAGUUUAAAAAAAAUAAACGUUGAAUGGGAUAGAUGCAAAGUAUAUGAGAGUAAUAAUAUUUUAAGAUGCUUUAAGUGCUGGGGCUUUAAUCACAAAGCUGCAGGAUGCAAGGAAAAUGACCAAAUAUGUGCCAAGUGUGGCGAAAAGGGCCAUACGCAUCAUCAGUGUACAUCUGAAUUGUUGAGAUGUGUGAAUUGUGUGAGAGCAAAACAAAGGUUUAAUCUGGGUAGCUUAUGUGUAAAUCAUGACUGCAGAGACACUUGUUGCCAAUCUUUACAAAAAAAAUUAAAAAUUGAAUCUGAAAGGAUUCAGUAUUAG